This is a messenger RNA of Tripterygium wilfordii, 5627 nucleotides long. RefSeq names its product protein STICHEL-like 3. Lineage: Eukaryota; Viridiplantae; Streptophyta; Magnoliopsida; Celastrales; Celastraceae. The coding region runs from base 1516 to 5094 and encodes 1192 amino acids. Gene Ontology annotation, molecular function: ATP hydrolysis activity; DNA binding; ATP binding. Gene Ontology annotation, cellular component: nucleus; DNA polymerase III complex; DNA replication factor C complex. The transcript is spliced from 7 exons. Gene Ontology annotation, biological process: DNA repair; DNA-templated DNA replication. The record is from RefSeq and is a predicted model, not a curated record.
CGAUUCUAAUAUUUUUGUGGUCAUACAUUGGACUUUGGUUCAACUAAUCUCGUCGUCACAUGAGAAAUUUCUUCAGUUUUGUUUGGUAAGAGCAUCUCAAAGCGGAGGAUUAUUGCUCAAUUUCGGCAAACAUAGUAAAAAGCAUCAUCAGAAACAGAGGCAAGUCAUGAUUCGUCCGCUGAAACCGGCACACGUGACCGUGACUGUAUUGAUAUUACAAGCCAACUCUUUACACUGUUACAGAUGCCAUCAUCUUCUAUCCUUUUUAACACCAGCUAAUGAAGUUAUCAUCACCAUUAGAGAGACUUAAGAUGGGUUACCUUAUUUUUAAGAAACCCUGUCAUUUUGUUGGAUCCAUAUUAGGAGGUUUAAUGUCUCUUCUUUUUUCUUUUUUAACUUAAAGAUGUGAACUUUCUUGAAGAUUUAAAGUAGUUUAGAUCCCCACAACCUGUAGUUAAUCUAACAAUAUAAGAUUGCCCAAAAUGUUGAGACUGGUGUGGAUAAAGUAAAACUAUAAAACGGGUAUUUAAUGUUAAAGAUUUAUAUGUCAUAUGGGUUAGGUGUAAGUUAGCUUGUAAGUAAAAUAUAUAAUCUUUCUCAAUUAAAAGGACCCUUUUAAAAAUAAAAUCGUAUGAGUUUUUGAGUCCGAAGCGAACAAUACCAGGGUGUAACAGAAUUUACUACAAAUAUUUUUUGAAAAUUUUGAGCCAGUUCUGCAGUGCAUGCUCAAACAAACAAACAAACGGACACACCGUUUUAGUGCAGAUGUGUUCUGUUCCCGGAGUACUCUGUAACAGAUCUCACUCUCUCACUCACUACUCGCAGCCAGCCUCUCUCUUUCACUUUCUAAAAACUUUUCUCUUUGGCUUUCUCUCUCGCCAUAACUGGCUGAGUUACUCUCCCUGUGUAUUCUAUGAAAGAAACCCAUAAAUCUUCGCCAAGUGCAAGUGAAAGUUUGGGCUCUGAGAGAUCUGAUAAAGCCUUCAUAAUCGAAACGGCUGGUUUUUGGGGAUCUUUCAGGACUUAACUUGAUGGAUCCUUCUUAGGCUGCUUACCUGCUUCUUUUAUGUGAUUUGCACUUUCAAGCUGAAUGGAUUUGUUCUUGUUAGUUCAUGCACUGAAGGGGUACCAUUGGAGAGUAGCAUUUGCUCUGAAUUCGAUUUUUCCCAUUCCUCUUAAGUAUUGCUUAUUUGGGUUUCUGCCAUUGAUGUUUUCUUGUUAAGUUGAGUAUGUCUUUCUUGCACCUUUGCUUGAGUGAUAAAGUGUAGAACUUUGGGGAAAUUUGGCAAGUUUGUGGUUCUUGCCUUUAAAAUUGAUUAUGCUGUUUUUGAUGGAGGAUUUUUGAUUGCUUGACGUUGGAAAUCUUAAUAACCGGGGUUGUGAGGAAAUUUUGACUGCUCUUUAAAAGCCAUAAUUGUGAAAGAUCUGGGGGCGGUUACUGCUCGAAGAAAAUGCGAUACAAUUUCAUUCAUUCCAGCAACAAGCAAGAAGAGAUUCUGCAUUAAUAUUCUGAUAAUGACCAAGGCUGUGAGAGAUAGGAUACUCAAGGAUGCCAAUGGUGAUAUCAGUGAUCAUCUGCGCAACCAUAUUCACUUGUCUAACUGUAUUCACUUGAAGAACCAUAUGCACAAACAAAAUCCAAUAUUAGUUGAUAGGGCCCUCGUGAGGGACCUUAUUGUCCUUCAGAGGUCUCGAUUGCUCAGGGAUCCUUCUGCUAGUCCUCCCUCGUGGCAUUCACCUUCUGUUUUGGAUUUGCUCCCCAAGAUAAGUGAGAAAGAUUCCAUAAUUCGAGAGAAGAGAAGGUCAAAUGCGAAUGGGCUGCGGAGGGAAGGUAGGCGAUUGUCUCGAAGCUCACCACCCUUAGCAAGUGUUGCACCAUCAAAAGUAGCUCCGGAUGAGGACAGUGACGGCAAUGAUGGGGUAGCGGCCUUCAGUGAGAGUGGCAAGAGUGCAAUUCGGGAUCGAAGAAAAGUUAGGAGGGAAGAAUCUGGUAGAAAGAGUAGUCGGACUGAUCUCUUGGGUGGCGGUGAGGAUGCUAUAAGAGACCAAGGGGGUAAUGAUUUAGUUCAUGAUGUUGUUUCUCAGGGUUCUCAUUCUAAAGGUGGAAUGAGUAGACAAAAGGGGAAGCAUAGUCAAGAAGUUCCUUUAAAGUCCCUUUCAGAUCAAUUGAAUGAUAUUCCAGUUGAUAGUGAUGAUUUAGGAUCUUCUAAUGUACAUCAUUAUGGAAGAUAUUCUAGACAAGAGAAAGCUGGUGAUGAACCUGAAGCCAGCAUCUGUGGUCAAUCAGCUGGAUUAAAUAGGGGGAAAAGACGGAAGUUUCGAGGUGGCAGAAGAGCUCAUGCUGCUCCCACGUCGAGAGAUGUUGGUGCACAGAGCGAAAUGUCUGUUGCUUCUAAUUCAUUUGCGCAAGGUUCGGUGCACCCAAAACAUCACAUGGAGGUUGCAGAGGAAUUUGGUGACCAAAGUGUCACGAGGGCUCCUAGGAAUGGCUGUGGAAUACCAUGGAAUUGGUCUAGAAUUCAUCAUAAGGGUAAAACAAUCCUUGACAUUGCAGGAAGGAGUUUGCCUUGCGGUCUGUCAGAUUCCAGAUUAAGGAAAGGUGGCAUGGCUCCUUGUGGGAGAGAUAUUAAUGGGAUGCCUGUGGCAUCAGAUCAUUCAAGUUCAUCUACUAAGUCAGAUGCGGAGGCAUUGCCUUUACUCGUUGAGGCAUCUGCAUCUCAGGGAAGUACUUCCAAUGUUUGUUGGGCACAUGAUUACUCUGGAGAGUUGGGAAUUUUUUCUGAUCAUUUUUUAAAGCAUGAUGUUGAUUCAGACCUUGCUUCCGAGGCUAGAUCUGGUGACCAACAAAAACUUCGGGGAAGUCACCAUGGCAGGCACCAAAAUCUGACACAAAAAUACAUGCCAAGAACAUUCAGAGAUCUGGUUGGGCAGAAUUUGGUGUCACAAGCUCUGUCUAAUGCUGUAAUUAAACGGAAGGUAGGGUUGCUGUAUGUUUUUUAUGGACCACAUGGCACCGGGAAAACCUCUUGUGCUCGUAUAUUUGCCAGAGCCUUGAAUUGUCACUCUCUGGAGCAUUCAAAACCGUGUGGCUUUUGCAAUUCUUGCAUUGCUCAUGACAUGGGCAAGAGCCGAAAUAUAAGGGAAGUUGGGCCGGUCGGCAAUUUUGAUUUUGAGAGCAUUAUGCGUCUACUCGACAAUGUGAGCAGAUCCCAUCUGCCAUCAAAGUACAGAGUUUUCAUUUUUGAUGACUGUGAUAGUCUGUCCCCUGAAUGCUGGAGUGCCAUAACGAAGGUCAUUGAUCGAUUUCCGAGAAGCCUAGUUUUUGUGCUUGUCUGCUCUAGCCUUGAUGUUUUGCCUCAUACAAUCAUAUCCAGGUGCCAGAAAUUCCUUUUUCCAAAGCUGAAGGAUGCAGAUAUUAUCGAUAGUCUGCAGUGGAUCGCAUCAAAAGAAGAUAUAAAAACUGAUAAAGAAGCACUUAAACUCAUUGCAUCACGAUCAGAUGGAUCGCUAAGGGAUGCUGAGAUGACUCUUGAGCAACUGAGCUUGCUUGGGCAGGCAAUAUCUGUUCCUCUGAUUCAGGAAAUGGUUGGACUUAUUUCUGAUGAAAAAUUGGUAGAUCUUCUUGAUUUAGCAUUUUCUGCGGACACAGUACAUACUGUGAAGAAUUUGAGAGUGGUAAUGGAAACUGGAGUGGAGCCUGUAGCUUUGAUGUCACAGCUUGCUACAGUUAUAACUGAUAUACUUGCUGGUAGCUAUGAUUUCACAAAAGAAAGGCACAAGAGGAAGUUUUUCCGGAGGCAACCUUUGUCCAAAGAAGACAUGGAAAAACUGCGCCAAGCUUUAAAAACUUUAUCCGAGGCUGAGAAGCAGCUGAGGAUAUCAAAUGACAAACUAACAUGGCUAACAGCUGCAUUGCUUCAACUUGCUCCUGAUCAGCAGUAUAUGUUUCCUAGUUCUUGUGCGGAUGCUAGUCUUAAUCAGAGUCCCUUGGCUCUGAAUAAUGCUGGUGGAAGAGGUAUGUCCAGAAGACGUGGCGAGCAUUCUGAGAUGCCCAACAAUGAACGUGGCUUGUCAGCAAAUGUUAGAUUGGAAAAUUAUAAAGCUGGAGGUUCUGGUGAUUAUGUUGAUAAUGACAUGAUGAAAGGUUUUACCAUAGAUCGGAAACAACAUGCUGGGGCAGAAAUAGUUCCUCGGCGGACAUCUGCACUCACUUCUGAUAUGUUUAAAGUGAGUGAUGGACAUAUUCCAAGUAAAAAUUUCAAGACAAUUGAAGAAAUUUGGUUGGAGGUGCUUGGGAUGAUCCAAAUUAGUAGCGAAAGACAGUUCCUGAACCAACAUGGAAAGCUGCUUUCUGUCAGUUUUGGUGCAGCUCCAACUGUGCAGUUGAUGUUCAGCUCGUAUUUGACAAAGUCAAAAGCAGAGGACUUUCGAGAUCACAUUUUACAUGCAUUUGAGUCUGUUCUUGGAGGUCCAGUGACAAUUGAAAUCCGGUAUGAUUCAAGGAAAGACACAAGUGCAGCUUAUCUGCUGCCGACAUUAUCAUCCUCUAAGAAUGGCACAACUCAGAUUCCUACAGCAAGACAUUAUGAUAUUACCAAAAGGAUCCCUAGGAAUGGGGAAGUUGAUGGAGUUGGCAACCAAUCUCAACUAGUGCAUUCGGAAUCUCAUGAAAUAGUCGAAGUUCCCACUUCUCCUAGGGAGUUUAAAGUUGCUGAUGGUAAUGGUACACAGAUGGGAGAGGCAGGGCCUUCAAACAAGGUAUCAUUAUCGAUUACCUCAGGUAGAAGGAAACUUGGGGAACGGAGUCAGAGCCAGAGCAUUGUGAGAAGCAAGGUCUCUCUCGCUCACAUGAUUCAGCAGUCCGAAGGAUCACAGAGAAGUAGUUGGUCAACACGCAAGCCAUUUUCCAUUGCAGAAAAGCUUGAACAAGAGAAUCUGAGGCUGGAACCAAGAUCUAAAAGCUUGUUGUGCUGGAAGGCGUCGAGAGUUACUCGUAGGAAGCGUUCUCGUUUGAAAACUAGGACAAGAAAGCCACAUUCAUUGCUGAAGCUUGUCUCCUGUGGAAAAUGUCUCUCGUCCCGGUCUCCACGGUAAACAAGCCCUGGGUGGUUCCUCGGUAUGACUUCGUUUACCAUAAUACUUGUGUAAUUAACAAUUUUUCUUGCCGUUUAGAGGGUCUGUUCUAUCUGUCAAAUUUCUUUCAUCCUGAAUAAAUGUAUUUCUGAUGAGAAACGUAGGAAAGAAGUUUAGGGUUGUAGUCCUUGAUAUUCAUUUUAGCUGCAGUGAGAAACGUAGGAAAGAAGUUUAGGGUCUGCUUGAAUGCAGAAAAUGGUGGACUAUAGUGAUAUCAAGCAUUCCCACUGCGGCUUCUUGUUAAGUACACAAUGCUUCUUUUUUUCUUAUUCUAUAUGAUUAAUAAAUUGCUACCGGCGAACAUGUGGCGAACAAGUGGCAAACGUGUAGCGGGCCAAUGGUAGAGUAGUAGGGGUGCAACUUAGAAAUUCAAUUCUUGAAAGGCUGAAAACAGAUUCUUCACAUGUUAUGUGGAGAUAAAGUUUUCAUACAUCUCGUUUGUCUCCGAUUCCAUUCACUGUGGAGCCUUGUCAACAUAAUUGAUUAAUUGUUCC